AUGACCAAGCACAUCCCCUUGACAUUCGACAAACCUGAACGCUGGCUGAGGAUGGUCGACUACUGGAACGACGAAAAUAACCGUGGCAUGAUGAACCGCAUCGAAAAGCUCUCGAUAACCUUCAACAACUGGGAGUUUGUUAAUUACUGCAAGGAGACAGCAGAGAGAGACAAUAAAGCGAAACAGCAGCAGCAAGACCUUCACAUCCUCCGCACUCGCUCCGGAUCCGCGUAUAAGCGCCAGCAUCAGAACCGAAACCAGCAUGGUCAGCAGCAGGAGCAGGCCACCGAACAACGACUUCGCGCCGCCAUACGCCAUCUCACCGACAACCUCAGCAUCAACUACACAAUGCGGCUGAAACAGAUAAACAUCAACUUAAGCUGCCUGUGGCCCGAAUUCGGUUACAGGAAGGGCCCCAACUUCAAGCUCUGGAAGGGAGCCUGCGCACUUCUCCAGGGCCUCGAGCAAGUCUUUCGUUGCGGCUUCGACGGUAAUUUAACCACCUUGCACAUCACAGCCCCGGAGAAUGACUUGGUCUCGCUGCUGUGCACCGCAUUCGAAGCCGUGCCGAGGCCGGAUCAGAAAAGACUGUGUGCGAACCUAGAAGAGUUCAGUGGCAGGUAUACCCACGACAUGGACAAGCUGAGGCAGCUGCCGUGGAAGGUUAACUUGAAAGUUGAUGAUGCCAAAGUUGUUGGAGCUGAUGGGGUGGUUACUCGGAUUCCAGGUGAGAGGGAGGUGGAAGUGAAGAGCGGUCAAGAGGCGAUUGAGAUGUUUGUCGCGAGGUGUCCGAAGCUGAAGAGGCUGGAGGUUUGGCGUCCGCGAGAGCUGCACUUGAGAUUGCAUCCGUUAGCAGCAAAGCGGGGCCUGGAGGUGUUGAGUGUGACAGAAACUUAUAUGAUCAUGGGGCCGAUAAGCCUUGAGAUGUUGUUGGAGAAGCUGGCGACGGAAAAGACGGAGAUUCAGCUUAGGGAUGUGACUGCGAUUGUGCGUCCACCGGGGGGUUUGGUUCGAAGGCCGUUGAGACCGGAUGUCAAAACUGGUGUCUUGCUCUACAAGAAAAGACCGGGUGCCGCAGCGUGA
Molecule: messenger RNA, 1083 nt
Organism: Neurospora tetraspora
Lineage: Eukaryota; Fungi; Ascomycota; Sordariomycetes; Sordariales; Sordariaceae
Exons: 2
Coding region: 1-1083 (360 amino acids)
Source: RefSeq, a predicted model, not a curated record